AUGGAAGGCCCCAGUCAGGUGUAUCUCUUCGGAGACCAGACUGCGGAUUUCGACUCGGGUCUUCGCCGUCUGUUGCAUGCAAAAAACGACUCGCUUGUUGGAGCAUUUUUCCAAAAGACAUACUAUGCGUUGCGCAAGGAAAUUACUUCACUUCCACCAUCGGAGCGUCAGGUGUUCCCUAGAUUUACUAGCAUUGUUGAUCUUCUCGCGAGGUUCAAAGAGUCCGGACCGAAUCCUGCUUUGGAGAGCGCAUUGACGACAAUUUACCAAUUGGGAUGUUUCAUCCACUACUACGGCGAUUUGGGCCAUGCCUACCCGUCGGGAGAUAAGAGCUGCAUCAUUGGUCUUUGCACCGGUCAACUCGCGUCUGCGGCCGUGAGCUCCUCGAAAACUGUCGGAGAGCUUAUCCCGGCUGCCAUUGAAACUGUGGUUGUUGCCUUGAGGCUCGGCAUGUGUGUUUUGAAAGUACAAGAGCUCAUAGAAUCAAGCAAAUCGGCAACAUCAAGCUGGUCUGUACUUAUUCAUGGCAUGCGCGAACCUGAGGCUCAGGAUUUGAUUCAGCAGUACGCGAAGAAAAAUGCUUUGCCCCGCGUUUCCCAGCCCUAUAUUAGCGCAGUCAGUCCCAAUGGAUUGACAGUUAGCGGUCCCCCGACCUUCCUAGGGCGUUUCAUUGAGGAUAGUCUCUCGAAAGAGCACAAGCCUACAAGAGUACCAAUCCACGGCCCUUAUCAUGCCUCGCACCUGUAUGAUGACAGGGAUAUUAACCGAAUCAUGGAAUCUUGGCCUAUUGAACAGUUGAUGAACUACGUGCCUCAGAUCCCUGUACUGUCAAGUGAAACAGGCAAGGAAUUCCAGGCUGAAAGCCUUGAGGAGCUCUUGAGGUUCUCUCUUCAAGAGAUUCUGCAACGACAGCUCUGCUGGGACAAAGUCAUCGAAUCUUGCCAGUCGACCUUGCAAUUCGCCAAAACAUGCACUCUGUUCCCUAUUUCCAGCAACGCAGCACAGAGUCUAUUCAACGCAUUGAAAAAGACUGGAAUCUCCAACGUCGAGGUGGAUAGCACAAUUGGCGAUGUUCAAAAGGACUCCGCGGGAGAUAACCGCACCGGCCGUGCCGAGCAGUCCAAGAUUGCAAUAAUUGGUCUUUCCGGAAGAUUCCCGGAGGCGCCUGACACCGAAGCAUUCUGGGAUCUUUUGAAAAAAGGAUUGGACGUCCACCGCGAAGUCCCCCCAGAGCGAUGGGAUGUCAAGGCUCACGUCGACGCGGAAGGAAAGAGAAGAAAUACCAGCCAAGUUGAAUAUGGAUGCUGGUAUAACGACGCCGGAAUGUUUGAUCCUCGGUUCUUUAAUAUGUCUCCCCGCGAAGCCCUUCAAGCAGACCCUGCUCAGCGUCUGGCACUUCUUACUGCUUACGAGGCUUUGGAGAUGGCAGGCUUUAUCCCUGAUAGCACUCCCUCCACGCAGAAAAAUCGCGUGGGUGUCUUCUAUGGAAUGACCAGUGAUGACUACCGUGAGGUCAAUAGUGGGCAGGAUAUUGAUACCUACUUCAUCCCUGGUGGUAACCGUGCUUUCACUCCCGGUCGCAUCAAUUACUAUUUCAAGUUCAGCGGUCCAAGUGUCAGCGUGGAUACAGCUUGCUCGUCAAGUCUUGCGGCAAUUCAUGUCGCCUGUAAUUCCUUGUGGAGGAAUGAAAGCGAUUCUGCCGUGGCUGGCGGCGUCAAUAUCCUGACAAAUCCUGACAACCAUGCUGGUCUUGAUCGUGGACAUUUCCUGUCAAGGACUGGAAACUGCACCACAUUUGAUGAUGGUGCUGAUGGUUAUUGUAGAGCAGAUGGAAUUGGCUCCGUUGUGUUGAAGAGACUCGAGGAUGCUCAGGCAGACAACGAUCCGAUUUAUGGUAUCAUUGGAGGAGCCUACACCAACCACUCAGCGGAGGCUGUGUCAAUUACUCGGCCUCACGUAGGGGCUCAGUCUUUUAUCUUUGACAAGCUUCUCAACGAGUCCAACAGCGAUCCAAAAGAGGUCAGCUACAUCGAGAUGCAUGGAACUGGCACCCAGGCAGGUGAUGCAGUGGAGAUGCAGUCCGUUCUCGAUGUCUUCGCUCCUGACUACCGUCGUGGGCCAACUCAAUCCCUUCACCUCGGUUCAGCAAAGUCAAACGUUGGCCACGGAGAGUCGGCCUCUGGUGUGACAGCUCUGAUCAAAGUCUUGAUGAUGAUGCAGAAAAACAUGAUUCCCCCUCACUGUGGCGUCAAGACCAAGAUCAACCACAACUUCCCAACAGACUUCCCUCAGCGCAACGUGCACAUUGCUUUUGAGCCUACUCCUUGGAACCGGCCAAAUGGCGGCAAGCGAAAGGCUUUCGUCAACAAUUUCUCUGCUGCCGGUGGCAACACUGCUCUAAUGAUUGAAGAUGGCCCGCUCAAUGAGGAUAUCGUAGUAGACCCCAGGUCUACCUAUCCUGUAAUUGUCUCUGCUCGGUCUCAGUCUGCGCUGAAGAACAACAUCUCUGCACUCGUGCAGUACAUCGACACAAACAAGAACUCGUUCAAUGUCAACGAGGCUAGCUUCCUUGCCAAUCUGUCUUACACAACUACGGCGAGGCGCAUCCACCAUCCCUUCAGAGUCGCUGUCAUAGGAUCGACUUUGGAUGAAGUGAGGAGUGCAUUGGCUCCUAUCGUCAACCGAGACAGCAUCAGCCCAGCUCCUGUCAACCCACCUGGAAUCGGAUUUGUCUUCACCGGACAAGGUGCUCAGUACACAGGCAUGGGACGCCAAUUGUUUGAAAGCUGCUCGCAAUUCCGCGCCCACAUCGAGCACUUGGAUUGUAUUGGUCAAAGCCAGGGCUUCCCAUCCAUUGUGUCAUUAAUCGAUGGAAGUGUGCCAAUUGAAGAGCAUAGCCCAGUUGUUACCCAGCUCGGUACCACCUGUUUGCAGAUGGCAUUGACCAAGUACUGGAUGUCUUUGGGUGUUACCCCUACCUUUGUUAUGGGCCACAGCCUCGGCGAGUUUGCCGCCCUCAAUGCUGCUGGUGUGUUGACAACUAGUGACACUAUCUACCUCGCUGGACGACGCGCCCAACUUCUCACUGAGCAGAUCAAAAUCGGAACCCACGCUAUGCUUGCUGUCAAGUCAUCAGUAGCACAGGUCAAGCAAUUCCUUGAUGAGGCUACCGAGGUGGCUUGUAUCAAUGCGCCCAGCGAGACUGUUAUCAGUGGCGCAUGUGAGAAAAUUGACGAGCUUGCCCAAAUUCUUACCAAUGAAGGGUUUAAAGCAACCAAGCUAAAUGUACCUUUUGCUUUCCAUUCAGCACAAGUGGAACCUAUUCUUGAGGGGCUAGCAGAGAUUGGAAAGGGUGUCACUUUCAAUGCACCCUCUAUUCCCUUCGUAUCUGCCCUUCUUGGAGAUGUCAUCAAUGAGACGAAUAGCGAGCUGCUUGGCCCUAGCUACCUCGCCCGCCACUGCCGGGAGACCGUCAAUUUCCUGGGUGCUCUGGAAGCUACCCGGCACUCUAACCUGAUGAACGACAAGACCCUUUGGGUUGAGAUUGGCUCUCAUCCCGUCUGCUCCGGUAUGGUCAAGGCGACUUUCGGUUCCCAGGCAACUACUGUUGCUUCUCUCCGUCGUCAGGAAGAUACAUGGAAGGUUUUGUCAAACGCUAGUUCGGUUCUUUAUUUGGCCGGAGUUGAGGUCGGAUGGAAGGAGUAUCACCAGGACUUCACUGCUGGACACAAAGUCCUCCCACUUCCGUCAUAUAAGUGGGACCUCAAAAACUACUGGAUUCCCUACACUAAUAACUUCUGUCUUCUCAAAGGUGCACCGACAACGGCACCAGUGGCUGAAGCUGCGCCAGUCUCCGUGUUCUUGUCAUCGGCAGCCCAGAGAGUUUUGGAGACGAGUGGUGAUAAUUCGUCGGCAUUUAUCGUCAUUGAGAAUGACAUUGCUGAUCCCGAGCUCAAUCGGGUCAUUGCAGGUCACAAAGUGAACGGUGCCUGUCUUACUCCAUCGUCCUUGUACGCCGAUAUUGCACAAACACUGGGAGAAUAUCUAGUUCAAAACUACAAGCCCGAAUGGAAAGAUCGAGGCUUCGAUAUCUGCAACGUGGUUGUCCCUAAGCCACUUAUUGCAAAGGGAGGCAAGCAACUAUUCCGCGUCUCAGCCACCGCAAACUGGGCCGAAGAGAGUGCCAAGGUGCAAGUGUGGUCUGUGACUCCAGAGGGGAAGAAGAUCCUUGACCACGCCAGUUGCAACAUCAAGUUCUUUGAUCCUAUUCCCUACGAGCUCGAGUGGAAGCGCAGCUCUUACCUCAUCAAGCGAAGUAUUGAGCAUCUCCAAGAGAGCACGAUAUCCGGCCAGGCCCACCGAAUGAAGCGAGGAAUGGUCUACAAGCUCUUUGCUUCUCUGGUUGAUUAUGACGAAAACUACAAAUCCAUUCGGGAAGUAAUCCUCGACAGUGAGCAACACGAGGCUACUGCCCUGGUCAAGUUCGAGGCCCCGCCGGGCAACUUUCAUCGCAAUCCAUUCUGGAUUGACAGCAUCGGUCACUUGUCCGGCUUCAUUAUGAAUGCUAGUGAUAACACCGACUCGAAGAACCAAGUGUUCGUCAAUCAUGGGUGGGAUUCGAUGCGAUGCUUGAAGAAGUUCGAUCCCAGUGUCACUUACCGCACCUAUGUGAGGAUGCAACUCUGGAAAGACUCUAUCUGGGCAGGCGAUGUCUAUAUGUUUGAGGGGGAUGACAUAGUUGCUGUGUAUGGUGGCGUUAAGUUCCAAGCUCUGGCACGGAAGAUCCUCGACAUGGCUCUUCCUCCCGGUGGAGGAUCCCCGGCACCCGCGCCGGCCGCCAAGCGUGUUCCUGGUCCCAUCAAUGUCCAGAAGGCAAAGCCUAGCGCUCCCAAAAAGGCAUCCCCUUCGCCGAAAUCUACAAAGCCAAAUCUGGCUGCUCGUGCUCUUGCAAUCCUCGCCGAAGAGGUCGGACUUGCAGCUUCUGAACUCACUGAUGAUCUAAACUUCGCUGAUUACGGAGUCGACUCUCUGCUAUCACUGACUGUCACUGGGCGAUACCGUGAGGAGAUGGCAAUCGAUCUUGAAUCAUCUGUCUUCGUGGAUAAUCCAACGGUCAAAGACUUCAAAGGUCUCCUAUCUUCAAUGGGCUCUGCUGAAAGUACCGAUAUAUCAAGCAGCGAAGGUGACAUGUCCUCGUCCGCCUCAGAGAGUGACAUCUCUUCUCCAAACACCAGUGGCCUACCAACCCCUGCAAAUGAGAAGUCGAUGACUCACGAAUUGCGUCAGCAAAAUGAUAGUAUGAGACAGAUUACGGCAAUUUUGGCCGAGGAAAUCGGCGUUGAACCCGAGGAGCUUAGUGGCGAUGCAAACCUUGGUGAGAUGGGUCUAGACUCAUUGAUGUCGCUCACAGUUCUCGGUAAGAUCCGUGAAGAUAUUGACCUUGAUCUCCCUGGAGAGUUUUUCAUUGAGAACCAAACACUCGAUGACAUCGAGACUACUCUGGAUCUGAAGCCCAAGGCCGCUCCGGCGGAGCCAAUCAGGCUCCCCGAAGAGAUUCCCGUUCAAGUUGCCCCAGUGGUUGCUCCCAGCACUGCCCCCAAGCACCCGCCAGCGACUUCAAUCCUCCUACAAGGAAACCCGAAAACAGCGACUCAGUGUUUGUUUUUGUUCCCUGAUGGCUCUGGCUCUGCUACUUCCUAUGCUGGAAUCCCUGGAAUUUCUCCCAACGUGUGUGUCUACGGUCUGAACUGCCCAUACAUGCGCACUCCUGAGAAUCUCAAGUUCAGCUUGGACGAGAUCACAGCCCCUUAUAUUGCGGAGAUUCGGCGCCGCCAGCCCACUGGCCCAUACAACUUCGGUGGCUGGUCCGCCGGUGGUAUUUGUGCCUACGACGCCGCGCGCCAAUUGAUUUUCGAGGAAGGCGAGCGUGUCGAGCGCCUGCUCCUUCUGGACUCCCCUUUCCCCAUUGGACUUGAGAAGCUACCUCGCCGUUUGUAUAGCUUCUUCGAUACGAUCGGACUGUUUGGUGAGGGCAAGGCACCUCCGCCGAAAUGGCUCCUCCCUCACUUCCUAUCGUUCAUCGACUCCCUGGAUGCUUACAAGGCGGUUCCAUUCCCCUAUGACGACCCCAAGCUGACUGAAAGGAUGCCCAAGACCUUCAUGGUCUGGGCCAAGGAUGGUGUCUGCUCUAAGCCAGAUGAUGCUCGCCCUGCGCCAGCUGAAGAUGGUAGUCCAGACCCUCGUGAGAUGUGCUGGUUGUUGAACAACCGCACCGACCUCGGUCCGAAUGGUUGGGAUACCCUCGUCGGGCCGAAGCAUGUUGGCGGCAUUACCGUUAUAGAGGAUGCCAAUCAUUUCACUAUGACUCGCGGCGAGAAGGCUAGUGAGCUGGCUACAUUCAUUGCUAACUCUAUGGCUUCGGCGUAA
Penicillium griseofulvum is the source of this 6426-nucleotide messenger RNA. It is a transcript of the gene pksP, whose product is annotated as polyketide synthase alb1. Gene Ontology annotation, biological process: fatty acid biosynthetic process; secondary metabolite biosynthetic process. The transcript has 5 exons. NCBI's taxonomy places the organism in Eukaryota, Fungi, Ascomycota, Eurotiomycetes, Eurotiales, Aspergillaceae. The record is from RefSeq and is a predicted model, not a curated record. Gene Ontology annotation, molecular function: 3-oxoacyl-[acyl-carrier-protein] synthase activity; fatty acid synthase activity; phosphopantetheine binding. The coding region runs from base 1 to 6426 and encodes 2141 amino acids.